AUGUUAAAAUUAAAUUUCAUACCUUGUAAAAAUAUAGGAACCUUUCAUGAUGCCCUUACACAGCAUAAUAUAAAAUUUGAAAAAAGAAACAAUUUUAUUUUUUUUUAUUCUUUUUCAUCUUUACGUAAAUAUAAAUUACAAAAUUCUGAAAAGAAUUAUUUUUUGAAUAAAUUAUUUUUUUUUAAGAAAGAAUACAAAAGUUACUUUCACAAAUUUUCCAAUAAUUUGUUCUUGUCUAGUGAGAGAAAAAAUGAAGUAAUAUUUCAUAAAAUGGAUAAGACGAAUAAAAAUGUUCAAAUGAUUAAACAUAAUAUUAUAACUAGCCAAAGAAGAGAAAAAGGGAUGGAAGAAUAUACACCUAUAGAUGGUAAAAUCAAAACAAACAAUAACAACAACAACAACAAUAAUAAUAAUAAUAAUAAUAGUAAUAAUAAUAAUAAUAGUGAUAUAAAAACAAAUAGUCAACACAAUAAGGAUAAAGUAAAAAAUAAUAUGAUCGAUUUAGAACUAUCAGAAUUAUGGUGUAAAAAAUCAUUAAUUGUUAAUUUUGAAAAUAAUAUAUGUGAAAUAAUUUUAAAUAGACCAGAAAAAUUAAAUGCAAUAAAUAAAGAUAUGAUAAAUGGAUUAUUAAAUAUAAUAAAAAGUUUAGAUAAUGAUGAAAGAUGUUUUAUGGUAAUAAUUAGAAGUGCAAAUAGCAACUGUUUUUCAUCAGGCUCAGAUGUAAAAUAUGUUGUUGAAAAUAAAGAACAAGGUAUACAACAUUUAAAACAGCUCUAUUUGUAUAUUAAUUAUAUAUCUCAAAUGAAAAAAAAUUUACUAUGUAUAUGGAAUGGAUAUGUUAUGGGAGGUGGGUUAGGAAUUUCUAUUUAUUCAAAAUAUAAAGUAAUAAAUAAAAACGCUAUAUUUGCAAUGCCUGAAAAUAAAAUAGGUUUUUUCCCUGAUAUUGGAUGUUGUUAUUUUUUCAGAAAAUAUUUUGGAAGAAAUAUUGGAUUACAUUUAGGUUUAACAUCAUUAAGACUGAAUGAAGUAGAUUUGAUUAAUUUUAAUGUGUGUAAUAAUUAUAUUGAAAAUAUUGAUACUUUUAUGAAUAAUUUGAAGAAUAUAAAAGCAACAAAUCAAGACGAUUUCAAUAAAAAAUUAAAUAAUAUAUUAACAAAUGAAUGUGUUUCAAAAAUGUCUUAUAAUAAGUCUAAUAAUCCGGUUUUAACAGAUGAGUUAAUUAAUAAUAUUAAUACAUAUUAUAGUAGUGCUAAUACCUUGGAAGAUUUAAUAACAAAAUUAAAAAAAGAUAAUAAUGAUUUCUGUAAAAGGUUAUUAUCUGAUAUUUAUUCUAAUUGCUAUUUUAGUUGUAUGUUUUGGUUUUCUUAUUAUUUAUAUAAUUAUGAAAAAUCAUUAGAAGAGGUAUUAAAUAAUGAUUUCAAAAUUACUCAGUAUUUUCUGUUUCAUAAAAAUUCUUUUGAAAGGGGUGUAACAGAAAUAUUGGUAAAAAAGAAUAAAAACUUCCAAUGGAGUAAAGACGAAGAAACAAAUAAUGCCGACUUUGAAGAUAUUGACGAUAUUUUGAUGAACAAAAAUUUGUUGUCAAUAAAGGAAGAGUUUACAAAUAUGAAUGAAUAA
Molecule: messenger RNA, 1617 nt
Organism: Plasmodium adleri (nom. inval.)
Lineage: Eukaryota; Apicomplexa; Aconoidasida; Haemosporida; Plasmodiidae
Product: 3-hydroxyisobutyryl-coenzyme A hydrolase, putative
Exons: 1
Coding region: 1-1617 (538 amino acids)
Biological process (GO): L-valine catabolic process
Molecular function (GO): 3-hydroxyisobutyryl-CoA hydrolase activity
Source: RefSeq, a predicted model, not a curated record